Messenger RNA from Zingiber officinale, 336 nucleotides. Its product is annotated as protein phosphatase 1 regulatory subunit INH3-like. The transcript has a single exon. NCBI's taxonomy places the organism in Eukaryota, Viridiplantae, Streptophyta, Magnoliopsida, Zingiberales, Zingiberaceae. The coding region runs from base 1 to 336 and encodes 111 amino acids. The record is from RefSeq and is a predicted model, not a curated record. Gene Ontology annotation, cellular component: nucleus. Gene Ontology annotation, molecular function: protein serine/threonine phosphatase inhibitor activity; protein phosphatase 1 binding.
AUGGCGAGAUUGGCUUCCCCUUCCACCGCAGCCGUAACUAUUACCCUUGACGAACUGCCUUCGUCUUCUUCGCCUCCGAGGCAGUCGCAGCCGCCGCAGGAGACGCUCGUCCUCCGCCUCCGGCGGCCCAAGAAGAAGGUCACAUGGAAGGAGGGCACAGUCGAUAACGAGUUCCUCAACCGGAAGAGCUCCAAGAAGUGCUGCAUCUUCCACAAGCAGAAGCCCUUCGACGAGGACGACAGCGACGAGGACGAAGGGCCGCGCGGAGAAGAAGGCGGCGUCCAUGACAGGGCCGGACCUAGCCACCACUGUUGUUCGCAUGAUGGAGGGCACUGA